Messenger RNA from Didymodactylos carnosus, 926 nucleotides. The record is from the annotation of a GenBank genome assembly. NCBI's taxonomy places the organism in Eukaryota, Metazoa, Rotifera, Eurotatoria, Philodinida, Philodinidae.
AUGCCAUCAUCCCGUCCAAAACAAAUGUUACGAGAUAUACAAGAAAAAGAAGUUCGUGAUUUAACGCAAUCUCAGCAACAAGAAUCCUCGUCCUCAACAUCGAUUACACAUGAGAAAAAAUCAACAUUCAAUAUCGAGCAACUUAUACUAUUUCAAGAACAAGAGGAGAUACAGUUAGCCAUGGAUGCUUUAUUGGAAGAAGCGCAAGAUAAUAUAACAUUUUUCUGUGAAAUUGUGUUCUUUGCUGAGAAAGUUUGGGAGGAAAAUGAAGUAAUAUUAAUGAACAUAAGGUAUAAUGAUAGAAUAUAUCUGUCAACAACUGAUUUGACUAAGAAACAGAAGGACAGUUUUAUCAAGCAUCAAGACAGUGACUAAUGGAAAAAAAUGAUUUCGAAAGCAUAGAUUGUAACACAAAAGAGGAAUCAUACUUUACACAAAUAAGUUUACUCCCUUUUAUAAAUAAUAUAUUUUGUGCGUUAUUCAAAUUAAUAUCAUCGUCAUUUCUAGACAACUUCUACCAUCCAGAGAUACCAAAGGCAAGAUUUGCAAGAAAUAAAGCCCUAUAUUUCAGAUUUUGUUCAGAUAUAUAUGCUUUUGUAUGCUCUUAGAUAUUCUCAGAUAUCUUUAGAUUUCUUUUCUAAUCAUAUAUAGAUGGCAAUUUACUGCCGUGCACAAACGCACAAGAGAACGAACUUUUUUCGUUCUGUUUCUUUUUGUUGUGUCAGAAAUGAAAGAAAAAUGCGAUGCAUGUGCAGAAUAGAAAAGAAACGAAGAUAUCUCUUAUUUGAUACCACUGGUUGACGUUCUUGUGGGUAUUCGUGUAAGAUUCUUGUUUCUUGGCAUUUCAGACAAGUAUCUUGUAAAAUAUUUUACAUGUAUUUUUAUCACAAGAAUCUUGUAGGAAACCGCUUUCUUGUGAGUUCAUA